Messenger RNA from Cokeromyces recurvatus, 1193 nucleotides. RefSeq lists its product as uncharacterized. The record is from RefSeq and is a predicted model, not a curated record. Lineage: Eukaryota; Fungi; Mucoromycota; Mucoromycetes; Mucorales; Mucoraceae. Bases 12 to 980 code for a protein of 322 amino acids. The transcript has a single exon.
UUUUUUUUGAAAUGUCUGUCUCAACUCUAUAUACAAUAUGCUUCAAUUAUAUUAAAAAUCAUACAAAAGACAUAUCUUCACUUGAAGGUAUUCCAUUCAGCCCAGUAGUAGAAAGUCUUUUAGAUUUUUUAUUUAAAUCUAAAAUUCCAUUAAAUUCAUCUAUUCUAUCUAUUAUUUCACAAUCUCAUGCCCAAGAAUUGAGGAAAGCAGAUCUUGACUGGACCUAUUUGAAUCUAUCACAAGCUUUCACCAUAUCUGCUAUAGCUUCCCUCAAAACAGUAUCUGAUUGCUUUCCUAAAUUUAUUACAUGUCUCAAUCUGAGCAACUGUCAUAUUCAGGACACACAUAUUCCUCUUUUACGUGCCUUUAUUAAUCUAAAAAUAUUGGAUUUAACCGACAAUGUAGACAUUACAGAUCAUACUAUGAUACAUAUUGCUAAUAUGGCUACUCAUAAUAUCAUCAAUAAGGAUACCUUCAUUGGAUUACCAUUUUUAGAAGAGAUUUAUUUAACCCGUCUACCGCUAAUAACCGAUAAAAGUUUAAAGUAUAUACCAAAGGUUACGAAUCUUCUAUUUAUUGAUCUAUCUUAUACAAAUGUUAUACAAGAAGUUGCUUGUCAUUAUUUAUCUAUAAAAGGAUUUAAAAGGAUCAGUAGUUUAAGGGAAAAUAAAGUUGCUUGUUAUCAAACAAAGAUAAGGCAGAAUCCAAAACUGCAUGAGUUUAUCAAAGAAAUUACAGUAGUUGAUUUUGCUGAUGGUGAUAGUAAACAGUGGCAGAGACAAAUCAAGCCAACUCAACAGCAAAUAGCAAAAAGUGAAAACAGACACUAUUUACUAUGUUUUGCAAGAGAUGAAGUUAAAUACAAUUCUGCACCAUCAUUAUCCAUGACAAACAACAGAAAGGCCUCGACUCAGCAGCGACAAUUAGAAGGAAUAAUGAAUAGUAGAAAAGUCAUUGUUAAAAACGAAAAUUGGAUUUAAAUGAUUUUCUAGCCAGUUUUGAUUGAAGAAAGUACUUUCACUGUAUCAUUUUCAGAGUUUAUAGUGUGUAAAUUGGGAAGCAAUGAGCCUUUUUCGAUGACUAAUGAAUAAGAGACUUGUGGGAAGAGAGAAAAGAAAAAAAAAGGCCAUAAUCUAUAAAGCUCUUUCAUUUUUCUAUCUUCCUAUAUUACCACUACUAUAAGGAAUUUGAAG